Molecule: messenger RNA, 6183 nt
Organism: Triplophysa rosa
Lineage: Eukaryota; Metazoa; Chordata; Actinopteri; Cypriniformes; Nemacheilidae
Gene: adamts3
Product: ADAM metallopeptidase with thrombospondin type 1 motif, 3
Exons: 22
Coding region: 530-4015 (1161 amino acids)
Biological process (GO): extracellular matrix organization; proteolysis
Cellular component (GO): extracellular matrix
Molecular function (GO): metalloendopeptidase activity
Source: RefSeq, a predicted model, not a curated record
AAACCAAGCCUUGAUUAAGUUGUAUUAUUUAUCAUUGUAAAUUAGUUAUUACUAUAAUACAUCCAUAAGAGUUAAAUCACAUACCACAAAAACUACUCUUGAUUUUCACCCCCGUUUAAUUUAUAGAGAGUUGUGGCUUGUUUUUUUUUUUUGCAUAUUCCUUCUCUUAUUUUUUCCACCAUGUGCUUUCCUGGGAAAUGGUAGAUGAUGACGUCAGCACCGGGCUGGUCUGUAGUUUAUUAGUCAGCGCGAAGUUCCAGGUUCGAGCUCAGACAAGGCUCUGUCCAGCCAGCUCAACUUAACCACCACAGCUCUCUUCAAGGGGAUGUCUUUCAAAUAAGUUUACAAACCAGAGGCAUUGACCCAAGUUCUGCAACUUCCAUCUCCCUCAGGUCCUCUUGGUUUAGUUUAAAGAUCUGUUGCUUGAGGAUAAGUGGUGCUUUGUAGAGAAGAGAGGCGCGCAUUGAACCAUCCAAAAUUGGAUUGUAGUUUCUGUUUCUCGUCUUAAAGUUGUAAAACCCGACUCGUGAUGGUUGUCCUGUCACUUAGGUUACUAAUGGUAGGAGUUGUAGUAAGUCUGACUUCAGCUGACCCGGCUGGUGAAAUAGUAGAUAAAGAAGACUUUUUGAAGAUCCGUUUGAGAGAGUAUGGCCUUGUUACCCCCAUCAGCACAGAUGCAGAAGGACACUACCUCUCACAUCUCCUCUCAGCCAAUCACAAGCAGCGCGUGAAGCGGGACACUUUGGAAUGGUCGGCGCAAGCUGUAGAGACGCUGUUCUUUAACAUCACUGUUUUUGGCAAGGAAUUCCACCUCCGACUACAUCCUAAUCAUCGAUUAGUGGCUCCUGGAGCCGUGGUGGAAUGGCAAGAUGAGAUGGAAGCUGAAAACGUGACUGAUAACAGCACCCACUCAGAGAAAGUACUUCGAAGAGAGUUACUGAAAACAGACUGCACUUUCAUUGGGGAGAUCACGGAUGUGCCUGGAGCUUCUGUAGCCAUUAACAACUGUGAUGGGCUGGUUGGUAUGAUUCGCACUGAUUCUGAUGAGUACUUCAUAGAGCCUCUGGAACGAGGAACCCAGGAACAUGAAGAAAGUGGAAGAGUACAUGUGGUGUACAGAAGAUCUGCAGUAUUGCAAGCCCAGUCAGACAUCUCUUCGGAUUACCAGCCGAUUGAGCCUGGAUUCGAUGUGCCGAGGGUGCUGGACAACAUUGCUAAACAAGUCAACCAGACGGCCAGGAGACGGAGACACGCCGGCGAUGAUGACUACAACAUCGAGGUGCUCCUCGGAGUAGAUGAUUCUGUUGUCCGUUUUCAUGGGAAAGAGCAUGUGCAGAACUAUCUUCUUACCCUCAUGAACAUUGUGAAUGAGAUCUACCAUGAUGAGUCGUUAGGUGUGCACAUUAAUGUUGUUCUUGUGAGGAUGAUCAUGCUUGGAUAUGCCAAGUCUAUCAGUCUCAUUGAACGUGGCAACCCUUCACGAAGUCUGGAGAAUGUGUGCCGCUGGGCAUUCGGUCAGCAAAAGGACAAUCCUGAGCACUCAGAGCAUCAUGAUCAUGCCAUCUUCCUGACUCGGCAAGGCUUUGGCCCCACUGGCAUGCAGGGAUAUGCACCUGUCACUGGGAUGUGCCACCCUGUCCGUAGCUGCACCCUCAAUCAUGAAGAUGGCUUCUCUUCUGCCUUUGUAGUAGCCCAUGAGACAGGACAUGUGCUGGGAAUGGAACAUGAUGGUCAGGGAAACCGUUGUGGAGACGAAACAGCCAUGGGCAGUGUCAUGGCCCCUCUGGUGCAAGCAGCUUUCCAUCGCUACCAUUGGUCUAUGUGCAGUGGGCAAGAACUGAAGAGAUACAUUCAUUCAUAUGACUGCCUUCUGGAUGACCCAUUCAAACAUGACUGGCCCCAGCUUCCUGAACUUCCAGGCAUCAAUUACUCCAUGGAUGAGCAGUGCCGUUUCGAUUUUGGUGUUGGAUACAAAAUCUGUACAUCAUUUCGCACAUUUGAUCCAUGCAAGCAGCUGUGGUGUAGUCAUCCAGAUAACCCUUAUUUCUGCAAAACCAAAAAGGGACCUCCAUUGGAUGGAACUGAAUGUGCACCUGGAAAGUGGUGCUACAAAGGUCACUGCAUGUGGAAGAAUGCCAACCAAGUGAAGCAAGAUGGGGCCUGGGGUGACUGGAGCAAGUAUGGCUCCUGUUCUCGUUCCUGUGGGACGGGUGUGCGCUUCAGAACCCGCCAGUGCAACAACCCUGUUUCGUCUAACGGAGGUCAGGAUUGUCCAGGGGUGAACUAUGAGUACCAGCUGUGCAACACAGAUGAUUGUCCCAAACACUUUGAGGACUUCAGAGCUCAGCAGUGUCAGCUUCGCAACUCUCACUUUGAAUACCAGAACACCAAACACCACUGGCUUCCCUAUGAGCACCCAGACGCCAACAAAAGGUGUCAUCUUUAUUGCCACUCUAAAGAAACAGGUGAUGUGGCUUACAUGAAGCAGUUGGUGCAUGAUGGGACAAAGUGCUCGUACAAAGACCCGUACAGCAUCUGUGUGCGUGGGGAGUGUCUGAAAGUGGGCUGUGACAGGGAAAUUGGUUCCAAUAAAGUGGAGGAUAAAUGUGGCGUCUGUGGGGGUGACAACUCCCACUGCCGAACUGUGAAAGGAACAUUUACCCGAACCCCCAAGAAAACUGGGAAAACAAGAGGAGCGUUCUUAUUGCCGAAAGGAGCACGGAAUGUAUAUCUGAAUGAAUCGGAGGAUUCUAGGAAUGUGAUUGCUAUCAAGAACCAGGCAACAGGACAUUAUAUUCUCAAUGGCAAAGGAGAGGAGGCAAGGUCUCGGCGCUUCAUUGAUAUGGGAGUGGAGUGGGAUUACAUUAUCGAGGACGAAGUUGAGACGCUCCACACUGAUGGUCCACUACACGAUGCAAUUGUUGUUCUGAUUAUACCUAAGGACAAUGAGACAAGAUCUACGCUAAUGUACAAGUACAUCAUCCAUGAAGACUCUGUGCCCAUAAACAACAAUAAUGUAAUUCAGGAGGACACGUAUGAAUGGGCACUGAAGAGCUGGUCCCAAUGUUCAAAGCCCUGUGCUGGAGGAUUCCAGUACACCAAAUACGGGUGCCGUAAAAAAGGUGACAACAAAAUGGUGCACAGAGGCUACUGCGAUAUUAACAAGAGGCCCAAACCUAUUCGCAGAAUGUGUAACCUACAGGACUGCACACAACCACAAUGGAUUGCAGAUGAGUGGGAACAUUGUACUAAAACUUGUGGGAGUUUGGGAUACCAGAUCCGUACCGUCCGAUGUGUCCAGUUUCUCCAUGAAGGCACAAACCGCUCUAUUCACAGCAAGUACUGCAGUGGGGAAAAGCCUGAGAUCAGACAGCCAUGCAACAGAGCGCCGUGCCCAAGCCAGUGGAGGACCGGGCCCUGGUUGGAGUGCUCAGUGACCUGUGGAGAGGGUGUGGCCCGACGCCUGGUGACAUGCCGGAUUGGAGAUCAAUGCACUGGCGAGAAGCCAGAAUCUCACAGACCCUGCAGGCCAGGAUCUUGCCAUGAUGAGCCAUGUGGAGGAGACAAGUCCAUAUUCUGUCAGAUGGAGGUUCUGGCUCGUUAUUGCUCUAUACCAGGCUACAGCAAGCUCUGCUGUGAAUCCUGCAGUAAGAGAAGUGGCACUUUUGCUCCUCUUGUCCAUGAAGCGGCCGAGAUGGAGGAGGGACUUCGCUUCGGUUCAGCCUCUCAACUUUUGGAGACACUCACGGCCACAAUUAAUGGCACUGUGAAAGUCGCUCACCAGAACCUGCGGGGAUCCUCGUCACAAGGCCGGUUUAACAAGCCAACCCUCACUCCUCCACCUCAGAAACCCAAUGCUGAGAAUGGCAAGACCCAAAAGCGCCUCAAACCAGGCGUUAGAAAUCUGCCCGCAAUGUCGAUCCAUAGCCCAUGGAAUGAAAACGGUGCUAAAGACCAUAAAGAAAGUUUCCAAGAGAGUCAGUGGCCAACAGCAUUAUCUGAGGUAGAGAGAUGAAGAAUAACGUUUCUUAUUUUUGGACUCUUUCUCCAUUUUGUCUUGUGUAGAUAUAGACCUUUAACAUUCAUUCUUCCUUCAGAACAAACUUGAUAUGUCGAAAAGUAAGAGAGAGUAAAGUGCUGGUUCACUUUGAAAUGUUCUCAGUUCCCCUGCCAACAAUGUUUGAAUUUAAAACAUGUUUAUCACACAAUGUUGUGAUGAGAAAUGUGCCAAAGUGUCUUCUCGACAGCUUGUUCUAUGGGGGUUCAGUGAGCUUACAUAAAGAGACUCCAGUGGUAGGCCUACUUGUUAGAAAACGGUUGUAGCUACGUAUAUAAAACCUCAAAAUCCUAACAGCUUUGUUUUUAUCAGCUCCUAACUUGGAUUUGUUCGACCAAUAAAUAUUUAUGAACGUUCCUGUAAAUACUGUAUAUGGAAAAUGUCAGUAUUAUUUUUUUCACAAACAAUCUGAGGAUUUUGAAAAUAUGGAAUUUAGUAGCAUAAAUGGUGCUUUUUAUAUAACACAUUUAUUGUUAAGAUUAAUAAUAAUAUACAACCAGCCAUGAGUGAAGCACUGAAGAAUAUGUUUUUCAUGUGCCAGCCCCAGGAAACAAUCCAGCAGUAGACUAUACAUCAGCAAAAUAGCCAUCAAAAGGGUUUCAUUUAUUAAUCCAUCUCUCAGCUAGCAUUCAAUCACAAUUAUUCUGAUACAUACAUUUCACUUUUUUCCCUAAACGUCUUUUUUUCUUUCCCAUGCAGUGUUCAAGCAUCUCUUUGAUUUUCCUUUUUCAAUUUUGUCUUCUCGAACUCUCCUCUUACUUUGUUUCAAAUUGAGUGUCAACUUUGUGCCAGCAGCGGCUUUAUCAGUAAUAUAAGAGACCCAACAAUUGUAUUGUGAAAUGAAUCAAAUGUUUAAGGCAAGAUUUCGAAGGAGUAAAGCUGGACUUUCUUAAGAUCUAAAGAUAUAUCGUGAGACACAGCAUGAGAUAUCUCGAUUGUUGGAGAGAAAAUAAAGCUAUUUAUUUUUUAUAAACGAGGGUUAUAUUUCAACCACAAUGCAUCUGACUGCAAUACCAAGGGAACCAGUUAAUCUAUCAGUGGAGUUCAGCUGUUUAAAACCAUACACACGUUUGUCUGUGUAGUACUGUAUAGCUAUUGUAUAUACCAUUGAGAACUUUAGAGUAUUUAUUGAGAUUUCAAAAGUCGUGUUUAAUGUGCAAAUCUGUUAUUUCAGACCAAAAAAAUUGUCAAAUACCACAUCAGUUUUAAAGCAUAGACUAAAGCUAGCAAAAGUAGCUCUUACAUAACAAUAAAAAAAAUAAAAGUAGACCUAUGAAUAGCUUUUUUAUAUUUACCUUUUUGUUAUUCUUUGAACUGAAUUUUAAAUACAAUAAUAAGACACAUGCUCAGAUUUUGAGAUGUUAUAAUAAGAGAAAUCUGUUUCACAGCAGUUUUAGUAUAGAAAUUAGGGGUGUAGCGGUACGUGUAUACUGCUCACUCCAAAGUCUAAACUACAAGGGCUUUGCCCUUCAAAGGGAGUAGGGCAUAGGAAUGAUAACUUCAUUUUGGAAUUUUCCCCUCGACAGCUCGUGACGGUUCGGUACGAAUACGCGUACCGUUACACCCGUAAUAGAAAUAUUAGAAAGAAAUCUUACACAAAGCUGUCAAAUACAGCGGUUCACCCCAAUCCAAAACAAAACUGUGUUUUACAGUUAAUUCAUAGCUUUAACUAAUAAAAAAUGACACCAUGAUUGUGGGUUUUCUAGAAUAGCCAGUAUCUAGAUUCAGGUUGUAUCAAAAGUCUUUGUGAACAUCAUUCAGCAGAUGAGGUUCAUGAGCAACACAGAUUCAUGUUAUUGCUCUUUACUUUCAAUGCAAAAUCAAAAUCAAUGUAAAACUUGUCAAUGAAAAAUUUGCUGCUAUCAACAAGCUUUCAGAGAUCCAAAAGAAAACAAGUGCUAGUAGAUGGUACAUUGACAAUCCCUGAGCCACAAACAGAUACAAUAUCUUACAUAAUGUUUAUUUCUCCCACAACUAAUUAUUUUUUCCGACUUACAAAGUCAUGUUCAGUUGCUAACCGUCAUGUCUCUUUGUUUUAACUUGUACUUUUGUUAGUUGGAAUGAAAGUGUACACUACUGAGGCUGUUUGUUGUAAUGGGGAGCACAUAGCAAUAAAGAAAGUAAUA